GCAAAAAGGUACACAUGAAUUCCACUUUCGGCGACGAGAUUGGUACCUCAAUCUGCUCUUCGAUUUUCAGAUGUUUUUAUAUAUAAUUACUGUUGAAUUCCAACAUGACGUCAUGAGAUAAUUCUUAGCGUUCCAGGAUCAAGGAAGCAGCUUAGGUAACUUUCAAUCUGAAGGAAAUUAUUUUGAUUGUAAAGUUUAUUAUGAACGAUUCCAUUUUAGGGCAUUGGAAGGCGGAUUUGUCGGGGAAACCUUGAGGAAAUUUGCUUGUGCCCACGCAAUUGUUCUUGCUCCAGCAGCAGCAGUGCAAUUUCUCUCACGUUAAUCAGCCACUGCAAUUGCCUUUGCUUUCUCCGGCGAGCGCUAAACAUUUAAGAGCGACGGUUCUCCCCAAUUUUGUCUUUACUGACAAUCCGCUCCUUGAUUGAGGCCGUUCCCUCUGCUUUUCCCGACGAGCUCUGACCAUUUAGAAGCAGUCUUUCUCCCCAAUUUGUCUCCACAAGAAACUCGUUCGCAGAUUGAAGCCAUACACUCUGACAUCGGAUCGGCCCACUCGCGUCGUGAGGAUGGCACCACAGCGUCGUCUUCCAAUCUUAUUCCCGAAGAAAAUACAACCACUGAAAAUUCCAUCAACAUUUCACAGCGGAUUGCCCUCUUUCCCACCAAUCCCUAGAAAUCUCGUCGAGUGUUCCCGGAGAUAACAGCGGUCCUGGAAACCGGCGAACCCUCGGAGUUUCCGGUUCCCCUUUUCCAGCCCUUUUCAGAUCCCAUCUUCCUUCAAACUAUGGCGGAUAAGGAGAAUAUAUUUCGAUUCACCAGAGCUUCUAAGAAGAGAGCCGCCGACGCUGCUGCUACCCUCGACGACCGCUCCUCUAACAAGAGGAGAGUCGUUCUCGGUGAGCUUCCUAUUUUACAGAAUGCUUCUUCUUCCCUCGAUCGUAAGUCCAGGUCUAGAGCUACCAGGCAUAGACGGAGAGUAAAAUCCAAGGACACUGCUGGCACCAGUGCUGCUGCUGAAAUCAAUACACUUCCCCAAGCCGAAGGUGAUGUCAAGUUAUCUGAUGAGCCCAAUUCUGAAGACCCGCAAAUGUGCAGGGUUUACGCUUCUGAUAUUUAUGAAUAUCUUCGUGCAAUGGAGACUGAUCCAAGAAGAAGACCCUUACCAGAUUACAUUGGGAGGGUGCAAAAUGAUAUUAGUGCCAAUAUGAGGGGGAUUCUGGUGGAUUGGUUGGUUGAAGUUGCAGAAGAAUACAAACUAGUUUCAGAUACUCUUUACCUCUCUAUUUCAUAUGUUGAUAGAUACUUAUCCCUAAAUGCAAUCAGCAGGCAAAAACUUCAGUUGGUGGGCGUUUCUGCUAUGCUCAUUGCCUCAAAGUAUGAAGAAAUCAGUCCUCCACAUGUUGAAGAAUUUGUUUAUAUCACAGACAAUACCUACAAUAGAGAAGAGGUGGUUGAGAUGGAGGCUGAAAUAUUGAAGUCACUGGAAUUUGAACUUGGAAAUCCCACGAUAAAGACCUUUUUAAGGAGAUUCACAUUGGUUGCUCAAGAGACUUACGAGUUUAAUACCUUGCAAUUUGAAUUCUUGGGCUACUAUCUUGCUGAGUUAAGCCUACUAGACUACAACUGUGUUAAAUUCUUACCGUCUCUUGUUGCUGCAUCUGUUACAUUUCUAGCCCGAUUUAUGAUUCAAUCCAAGAAGCAUCCAUGGACCUCCAGAUUGGAGCAUUUUACUGGAUAUAAGCCAGCUGAUAUGAAGGAUUGCAUUCUACUUGUACAUGAUUUAUACCUUAGCAGAAGAGGAGGUGCUUUGUCAGCUAUAAGGGAGAAAUACAAACAGCACAAGUUCAAAUUUGUGUCUGUAAUGCCUUCACCUCCAGAGAUUCCUAUUCCAUAUUUUGAAGAUGUUAGAAUAUGAAUGUACAAGAUGACAAUAGUAGUUAGGAACUUACGAUAUGGGAGUGAAUAGAAAUUUAUAUUAGAUAGGAAUCUGAAUUCCAGAGGCAUGGUUCGGUUUCGAUCUACACAAGCUCUAUAAGGCAUUAGCUGAUGGGCGAAGUGUCCACUUGGAAUGGAACAUUUUUGUGCACUGGAAGGCAAGCCAAAGCUUGAAGGCCAAGCUGGCAUAUUUUCUUUCCCACAACAUUUAUUGCAUUUUCUUCCCUUGUAAAGAUUUCUUUUGGAAAACAGAUAACCCGAUGUGGCUCACUUCGUAGAUUUUAGGGUGUGUUUAGUUCUGUACAAAAUUCAGCAAUGCACAUCAUGCAUUGGGCCGGAAGCCCAUUCGAAAGCAUAGAGUUCUCAUAUAUAUAUAUAUAUUAUAUAUAUAUUUUCUUUUUUGAAGUUUGAGUUGGCAAUGUACAUAAACCACAUGUCUAAUAAUUGCGAGAACUAUAAAGGGUGGCUUGAAAAGCAUCAAAAUAUAGCAUAUUGUCAUUCAUGCAUUCUUAAAAGUUUUCUGAAGGGACAAAUAGGGUAUUUUCCAAAUUCCUACUUGUACAUGGAUUGGUAGAAGAGGGAAAACGCAGAAGAGAAGAAAAGAGAAGAGUCAAUAUGGAUAUGCUACAACAAAUGCUAUACAUAGCCUUAAAGUGACCCUCUGUCUUCAGAGAUUGAAGGGACUGAAAGCUAGAAAGAAAAGGAAGAAUGGAAGAAAGAAUAUUAAAAAGGAUUCUGCUGAAAAGGAAAAGUUGCCGCGUCUCGUCUGCUGUGUUGCUAUUUUGCAGGUUGUAUACUCAAUUGCAUUCAUUUAAGCUUCUACUUUUCUUUUAUCCUUCUUUACUGCGUUGCACUGCCAUACAAAGCCAUGUGACUUUUCCCUCCAAGUAAUCUAAGAACACCAUUGUUACGAAGUAAGUACCUGGGUUUCUUCUUCUAUCUCCCCAUUUCCUCCCUCCAUGGAAGCUCGACUGCUUCUGUUAAUGGCAGUUAUCACACUUCUGGUCUCUGGUGAUAACAAAGCGACGAUGGGGGCUGCUGCUGUUGCCUUUAUCGAUCAACAUCCGUUAUCCAAUAUGCAGGAGAAGCACAGGAAACAUCUGCAGUUGCUGUCGUCGCCCCCACCGCGGAGUCACUUGUUCAAUGCUCUCUUUGCAAGCAAGAGAAAAGUCCCCAACACUUGGGAUCCAAUCCACAAUCGUUGAAGCUGUCUGGUUGUUUGAAUCUUUAGGGAGGAAUAGGAAUAUGGGAUUAUGAGGUCGGCUUCCGAUCUGAUUAGAGUAUGAAUUUCGGUUAAAAUAGUGGUGUUGAUUCUAUUGGUAGACGUGGUCAGGUGGACUUUUGGUUUGCUUGCCUUCCUUCAGUUCGUGUAUUCGGACAUCUACUCGAUCUCAGCCUUUUUCUGGGUGCAAACUUUAUAGGGAAAUGCUACCUAUUUCUUUCCCUUUUCUUUUUAUCACAAUCAUUUUAGUAAAAUUCAAUUAAAUAUAAAACCCUUUCCACAGAUAUCUUCUCCAAAAUCUGUUUGUGUGGUGUGGCCAUAGUAUUUUUUCUUCUCUUUUGUGUCCAACUAUCUCUGUAAGCCUCAAUAAUAUUUAAAAUAUUUAUGCUAAUUUCACUGGGA
This is a messenger RNA of Cucumis sativus (cucumber), 3556 nucleotides long. Its product is annotated as putative cyclin-A3-1. The coding region runs from base 782 to 1912 and encodes 376 amino acids. Gene Ontology annotation, molecular function: cyclin-dependent protein serine/threonine kinase regulator activity. Gene Ontology annotation, cellular component: cytoplasm; cyclin-dependent protein kinase holoenzyme complex; nucleus. The transcript has 12 exons. The record is from RefSeq and is a predicted model, not a curated record. Gene Ontology annotation, biological process: mitotic cell cycle phase transition; regulation of cyclin-dependent protein serine/threonine kinase activity. NCBI's taxonomy places the organism in Eukaryota, Viridiplantae, Streptophyta, Magnoliopsida, Cucurbitales, Cucurbitaceae.